Xyrichtys novacula (pearly razorfish) is the source of this 5765-nucleotide messenger RNA. NCBI's taxonomy places the organism in Eukaryota, Metazoa, Chordata, Actinopteri, Labriformes, Labridae. The record is from the annotation of a GenBank genome assembly.
GGCAAGGUGACAAUUUCAGCCAAACUAAGAGAGUUUCAGUGAAGUGAUGCUGCGUGUAUCAUUAUUCCUAAAAUCAUAGUUUUAUGUGCAAUCGUGCAGCCCACUCACAGAUAGCUGCAGCUUCACCAGUAUAUGUGAUGUACUAUAAGUAGCAUUUAAACAUGCAAGAGUGUGAUCAUAAAUAACUAGCCAUCCAAUAAAAACAGCGGCUGUGCUGUUCUUUCUUUGCUGUUUGAGGCCGAUCUGCCCUCCUUAGCUUCAUGAUCCCAAUCCCUACUUCCUCCCCUCAUCCACCCUCUAAAUCCGCUCACCUGAAACGUACCCUAAUGCUUUUAUUCCCUUGCUCAUGCAUAGAAGAAUUCUUUUGUUGGGAUCCAGAUUUGUCUGCAGCAUCCAGAAUGAAAAGCAUUUCUUGUACAGUGAACACUUACAGAGGUUAAAAGAUUAGGUAAAGACUCGCACAGUGUCAUGCUCUUUGACACCCACCAGGACAAUCCACCUUUGCUCUUCAGCCUCCUUUUGAACCAGACGCUCACUCAGCAGAUUAUGCGGCUGUAUGACAUUUAAAUUUAGUUUGUCUUAUGUUUUUAGUCAUGAUUUCUUAUUCAACUUAAUAAACAGGAAAAAAGCCCUGUCCAUCAUAUUUAUUUUCACUCUGUAGUCCUUGACUCUUUAUUAAGAUAAAAAAUGAUGCUUGAAUUGGCACAUAAAGCUGAGUGAUGCCUUCUGAGUUGCUGCAGUAUUCCUCAUCCAUGGUCACGCCUGCUGUUACACUAAUAGCCUCUGCCCAGCUUGCUUCUUCCAAUAACGUUAGGGUGUAAUCCUCACCAGCUAAUGAACAACCAAGUCGGAUUUCAGGUGCAGGGUAAACCUCAAGCUGAUGCCCCAACCUUUACAGCUCAGUGAGGUGCAGGGACAAGUGGGGACGACGGAGGACUGGGCAACUUUAAAUAAAGUAUUUUUAAGACUGUCACAGGACAGACAUGAUUGCGUUUUGUUGUAGUUGAUGGGAAAAGGAGUACAGGAGAAAAGGGAGCAUAUGUUGGAUGUCACCCAAUUGGAUUUAAUCUAUUGUCUUUGAGUCCUCAUUUAGGUCCCUGCUACAUCCGGAAAGAACAGUAAGUGCUACUUUACUCAUGUUUUUAAUCUAUAUUGUACAUAGUGUAAAAAUGGAUGUUAAAUACUUUCUGUUUGAGAAAAGAAGUAUUCACUGACAUGACAUUAUCAGAAACUUUUGACAUUAUUCACCUGAGAAACAUAUUUUUUGCAUUCACCCUUUUCUUUAAUCAAAAUUAAAAAAAAAAAAUAAAACUUUGACAUUCGCUUAAUUUGUGCAAGUUCUUCAAUGACAUUAAGUUCUUUUAAUAAAGUGAAAAGAUAUAAUUAAGUUCACUUGGUUCAAUAAAACCAGAUAUUUUUUAUGACUGAUUCAAAACACUUGCAGAGGCACUCCUGUUGAAAGGUCACGUUAAAAUAAGUAUGAAAAUUGAGGUUAAUUAACAAUAAGGCCAAUCGUCUCUCCGAAAAUCUCUGGUAUCAACAGUCAGUGUUAAUUGGAUUAAGGGGAAAGCCAAGAGUAUCACUACAUGUACCAGGUCAAGACGCAGCAGCUUAUACACAUGAAAUAGACACCCUGAAAGACUUAACACUGUCAGCAAAUUAUCUGCUUUAUUCUUCCUGUCUAAUUUGGUUGCACAGAAAUGUAUACUUAGUGCUGCAUGCAAAGGACUUUAUGUUGGUUGCAGAAGUUAUUGACAACCUAAAACCAUCCUCAUCCACAGUAUAAACUUUUUUUCAGUCUCUUGGAGUAAAAAACAUAAAAGCUUCUUUUUGAUGGUUAAUUUUUUGCAUGCAAGAUUAGCAGACAGAAUAUCAAGAGUACAAUAAAAGCAGGUGAAAUCAGGGCUCAAUUUAACAGUGUGCUUAGUCACUGAAAUUUCACAAAUGCAUUUUAAUUUAAUGUUAAACAAGGAUCAAAAUAGAGAAAACAUAGUUGAGCAAGAAUACUUGAGCAUGCUAAAGCCCACGCUUGCAGCGCUUUGAAUCCAUUGCAUUGUGUGAAUGUGUACACAUGUAAGUGCACCCAUGAUAGAUAGUCUGUCCUGAGAGAGACCUCUUUCAAGGUGGUUUGACUUUUGAACAGCAGGGUGCAGCAUAUCACAACAUUAUUCAAUAUCAUGCUUUAACAUCUUACUUGUAAGCAGAUAUUUUGCUCAAAAGAUACGCAUGAUUUCCUUGAAGAAUCUCUGAAAAACCAGGUCAUAACGUCUUAAACUACAAGAGAAACUGUGCUGCGGGUAUUAAGGUAGUCCCUAUUGUGGUCUUAAGGACCAGAGUAAGCUGAUUAGUGGACUUCUCACUGUGUCAUGGAGAGGGAGGAAACAAUAUAUGGUCAGUGUAAUCUCAACAGAGCAUGGGAACAAAAAAACAAACAAGUGCUGAUCACUACUUCAAACAUUUUUAGGGUUUUAUUAACCCCUGUGCUGGUUUUGUGUGUGCCUAACAGAGGUGAAGCCAUGGACAUCGGUGGUUUGGAGACGGUGGUGGCAAACUCUGCAUAUGUUUCAGCCCGUGGCAGUGUGGAUGGAGCUGCAGCGGCCUCUUUGCGUGACAAAAAGAUGCGUGCCAGGCUGAAACUCCCGCACAUCAGAGAGUGUGAACACAUGAAGACAACUGUAGACUCAGCCUUUGACAGCAUGUGUGUUAGGCAGCCCAUUGGUAAGCGCCUCUUCCAACAGUUUCUGGAUAGUGAUGCAACCCAUAAAAAUGCUGGAGAGCUGUGGAAAGACAUCGAAGACUACACAACAUGCCAGGAAAAGGACAGAGUGCAGAAGGCCCAAAAAAUGGUCAAUAAAUACUAUGAGUCUGCUUCAAAGGGUUUUUGCAGCUUCCUGGAGGAGAAGGCCGUCACUCGAGUCAAGGAAGACUACAAGAAUGUCCGUGGUGAUCUCUUCAAGGAGAGUGAGCAGCAGCUGCUUAAACAUUUUGAGAAGAAGGCCUUAGAUGGCUUCAAGAACAGCAUGUACUUCCUGCGUUACGUUCAGUUCAAAUGGCUGGAGAGCCAGCCUGUUGAUGAGGAGUGGUUCAUGGACUUCAGAGUCCUGGGUAAAGGAGGUUUUGGGGAAGUGUUUGCUUGUCAGGCAAAGGCAACAGGCAAAAUGUACGCCAACAAGAAGCUGGAGAAAAAGAGGCUGAAGAAACGCAAAGGCUAUGAGGUAAAGUCCUCAUAUGACAUCUGUUGUCCCACCCAUAUCCUUUCAUAACGUCAACGGACAACACAGGGCAAGUUUGUUCUAUCAGCAGUGAUGAAAUGAGAAAGACGGCUCUGUAACUCAGCAAGAGCAGAGAGUUAGUUUCUAAUGCAAAGGGCUCAAUGUAAAGAAGCUUGUGUGUCUUUCAAAGACCUCACAAAGGAGCUCAGAGCCAGACACGGUGGGCUUGACUGACGCCUACAGCCUUUAAAAGCAUUAGUGGAUAAUGAACUUUCAAAGGUGUUGCCUGUCAUUAGAGCAGCACAUCACUUUUGUUUCUAGGCUAACAGCCUGGUAGUCUUGACGGUAUGUACCAAAAUAAAAGACAUAAAUACUCAAACAAACAGAGAGGCCCAUUACAGCUAUGGCAUGCUUAGAUCUUGUUGGAUGACAAGUUAAACUCCCUGCUGUCAUUUGGCUUGAGAAGAAUACUAUAAUCUGUCAGAGAUUAACCUUUAUUUUAAAUUGUACCUACACAUGACUAGGUAUUUCGAUGUGAUAAAAUAGCCUAUCAUGGCAAAAAUGUAACUGCAACUUUCAGAUGGAUAAAGGAACUCAAGAGCUCUUGUGUGAUCAGUUAUAUAGAAAAAGGAAUUUGUAAUCUAGCUCCAGUAAGAGUUAUUCUAUUGUUGUUAAGAGCGAAAAAGCAGUCUGCAAGUUUUCAAACUUACCAAAUGACACACUUCUUCCUGUAUGGUCAAUGAUCUUCUGUUGCUGGUUUGUGCAUAGGGGGCAAUUGUGGAGAAGCGUAUCCUGGCAAAAGUUCACAGUCGCUUCAUUGUGUCACUGGCUUACGCCUUCCAGACCAAGACUGACCUCUGCCUUGUAAUGACCAUCAUGAACGGUGGAGACCUCAGGUACUCUUUAUUCCUCUUACCACCAAAUGCAACAAAUCUCAUAUACACACAUAAAUAUAAAACACGCUAUAUACAUUGUGUCCCACUGCUCUCAUAUUCACCCAUCAGUUGUAUAUGGAUAAACCAUAUAUCUGGAUACAGGGAUAAAAUCAGGGCUAUUGUGUAGGAGUAAAUGGUGUCAGAUACUACAAUAAUAUCCUUCAUUUGUGUGUCACAGGUAUCAUAUGUAUAACGUGGAUGAAAAAAACCCAGGCUUUGAUGAGAAGAGGGCAUGUUUCUAUGCAGCUCAGAUCAUCUGUGGGGUGGAGCACCUACACCAGCACAGAAUCAUCUACAGAGACCUGAAACCAGAGAACGUGCUGCUAGAUGAUGCAGGUGAGCCAUUUCCUCUUUGCUCAACCAGUCCUACAGCAGUUAAGACCCCGGUGUCAUGAAUAUCCCUGGGCUGGUUCAUGGGCUGAAUGGAAUAGGCCAAUGAUUAGUGAUCAGUGAGAUUCACUAUUCAUCACUUUCUCCCCACAGGACACGUUCGCUUGUCUGAUAUGGGUCUGGCUGUUGAACUCCCGCCAGGAAAAGACAAAACAAAAGGAUAUGCUGGAACUCCAGGUAGGUGAACACAUCCAAUAUCUGUGAAAGAAAUGAAAACAAAAAUAGGAACCAGGGGAGGAUACACCAUAAGGUAAAUGUUAAAGUAAAAACAAAGACAGUAUUCACCCCUGAAACCAUAUUGUCUGUGAAUUAAGGAUUCAUGGCUCCAGAACUGCUCCAGAAGAAAGAGUAUGACUACUCAGUGGACUACUUCACACUGGGGGUGACUCUCUUUGAGAUGAUUGCAGCGAGAGGGCCCUUCAGAGUGCGAGGAGAGAAGGUAUUAAACCUUUGGAACAAGCACAACAGGAAUCAAAAGUUGCCAAUUCAUCUGUUUGCUCUUGACCGUUGCCAAUUCUUUGUGCUUCUCUGUCUUUAGGUUGAGAAUGAGGAAGUUAUUCGCAGAAUUUUGAAUGACUCACCUCCAUACACACCAAACUUCAGCAAAGACUGCAAGGCAAUCUGUGAUGGCCUGAUGGAGAAAGACCCAGCAAAACGCCUUGGGUUUAAGAACAACAGCUGUGAUGAGCUCAAGAACCAGCCCUUCUUCAAAGAUAUCAACUGGGGUCGCUUGGAAGCAGGUGGGCAACAUGUACAAAACCCUCCAACCAUAGUCGGCACUAAUAUAUACACUGAUUUCUGCAAGAAGUAGCUGGAGUAUCACUACCAACAAUUCCAUUAAUUUAAUCAGUUGAAUGGCAGCAAAAGGUAAAAGAAGAAAUAACAAGCCUAAUAAAACCCAACAUGACUCUCAUUUGUGUAUGUUCUCACUGUCCCAUUUAAAGGUCUGCUAGUUCCGCCAUUCGUCCCUGAUCCUAAGAUGGUCUACGCCAAAAAUAUUGAUGACGUGGGCGCCUUUAGCACAAUCAAAGGCGUGGUCCUGGAUGACAAGGACACCACGUUCUACAAUGACUUUGCCAGUGGCAAUGUCCCAAUCCCCUGGCAGGAGGAAAUGGUCGAGACAGGCGUGUUUGGAGAGUUGAAUAUCUGGGGAGAGGGUGGCAAGCUGCCCAGUGACCUUGACCCAAACUACGUGGAAGCCAAAGGUGGAGGAUGUGUGCUCCUUUGA